Megalops cyprinoides (Indo-Pacific tarpon) is the source of this 6983-nucleotide messenger RNA. Its product is annotated as sodium channel protein type 4 subunit alpha B-like. The transcript has 25 exons. Bases 70 to 5013 code for a protein of 1647 amino acids. Gene Ontology annotation, biological process: membrane depolarization during action potential; neuronal action potential; sodium ion transmembrane transport. Lineage: Eukaryota; Metazoa; Chordata; Actinopteri; Elopiformes; Megalopidae. Gene Ontology annotation, cellular component: axon; voltage-gated sodium channel complex; plasma membrane. Gene Ontology annotation, molecular function: voltage-gated sodium channel activity. The record is from RefSeq and is a predicted model, not a curated record.
CCAGAGAGGACUGUGCUCUUUGCAGAGCGAAUAAAGCACACACACACACACUGAGACGGAUCUGCAGUCAUGCCUCCCCAAAAGUUGUCACUACUGGACGUCUGGAGAAGGAACCGUACUACGCGGCUGAAGAAACCCAAAGAGCUUAAAAUAUGUCCACGCCAGCUCCCGUUGCUGAGGGACCCGGAGGUGGCCGCCUCUCUCGCUCGGCAGAACGUGAAGCUGGUCGGCCUGCUGCCUCCCUCGGGCACCGACGUCUUCCGCCGCCUCACCCCGGAGUCCCUGGCAGAAAUCCAGAGGCGUGCGGCCGAGGGGAAGAGGGAGCAGAAGGAGAGGGAGCGCAAGAAGGAGGAAGAGGAGAAGGAGGAGGAGAGGCCCAAGCCCAGCCGCCACCUGGAGGCCGGCAAAGUCCUGCCCUUCGUCUAUGAGGACCCACCGCCAGAGAUGCUCAACGUUCCCCUGGAGGACCUGGAUCCCUUCUACAAAACACAGAAAACCUUCAAUGUCAUCACCCAAGGGAACGCAAUCUUCAGGUUUAAUGCAGAACCUGCCUGCUACAUUCUCAGUCCCUUCAGUAUUGUUAGGAGAGGAGCCAUCAAACUUCUCCUACAUUCAUUUUUUCGCAAGUUCGUCAUGAUCACCAUUCUACUGAACUGUGUGUUUAUGACAUUCUCAGAUCGGUGGUUGUUUCAUCAGGCAGAAUAUGCGUUCAUUGCUAUCUAUGCCUUUGAGGCGUUGGUCAAAGUGCUGUCCAGGGGCUUCUGCAUUGGCCCUUUUACUUUCCUUCGAGACCCAUGGAACUGGCUGGACGUCCUGGUGCUCGUCUUCGCGGUCCUCAAUGAGCUUAUUGUACUUGACGGGCUUCUCUGUAUGUUCCAAGCACUUAAAAUAAUCCCUCUGAUUCCUGGUCUGAGGGCCACGGCGGGGGCGCUGAUCCAGUCGGUGAGGAAGCUGGCGUCCGCGGUGAUCCUCGCCGUGCUCGGCCUCUGCUUCCUCGCCAUCAUCGGCAUCGACUUCUUCAUGGGCACACUCCGCCAGCGAUGUGUCCACCUGCCAGCUUCCUCCAUUGUGCUUGACUUCAAUGACACUGCGGCCUUUGACUACCCUGGCAACAGCUCUUUCAGCUUCUCUGAAUACAUUAACCGUUUAGAAAACCAUUACUAUUUGCCUGGGCAACUAGAUUCACUUCUUUGUGGAAACAUCUCUGAUGCUGGACGUUGCCCAGAGGAAUAUACAUGUUUGGAGACACUGUUCAACCCGAAUUACGGCUACACAAGCUACGACACCUUUGGCUGGGCCUUCCUGUCCGUCUUCCGCCUCAUGACAUGGGACUUCUGGGAGAACCUGUUCCAGCUGACAGUACGCUCCUCAGGGGUGUCCUCUGUGAUCUUCUACGCGGUCGCUCUCUUCCUGGGCUCCCUCUGCCUCGUCGGCCUCAUCCUGGCUGCGGUGGUCGCUGCCUAUGCAGAGCAGAACGAAGCCGCCGUAGCGGAGGCCAAGCAGAAGGAGAGGGAGCACCGGAAGAUUCUACAGGAGCUGAAGAAACGGGAGGCAAAGUGUGUAGAGAGGCAGAAGAAAAAGGAGGAGGAGUCCAAUGGAUCAGGGCCCAGCGCACUUGACCAGGACAAACCAGAGCACGUCCCAAGGCCAUGUUUGCAAGGGUGGAACAAGUUUGCCAGUGUUUUCCUGAAAUGGAACUGUUGUCCGCAGUGGGUCACCUUUAAAAAGUGGGUGCACUUUGUGGUGAUGGAUCCGUUUGUGGACCUGGGCAUCACCAUCGUCAUCAUCGUGAACACCAUAUUCAUGGCUAUGGAGCACUAUCCAAUGACAGCGGAGUUUGAGCAAAUGCUGUCCAUUGGAAACCUGGUUUUCAUUGGGAUCUUGACUGCUGAGAUGGUCUUCAAAAUCAUUGCCAUGGACCCGUACUACUACUUCCAGGUUGGCUGGAACAUUUUUGACAGCAUCGUGGUCAUGCUGGGCCUGUUAGAGCUGAUGCUGGCAGAUAUUGAGGGCCUGUCUGUGCUCAGGUCAUUUCGCUUGCUGCGUAUCUUCAUGCUGGCCAGGUUCUGGCCCCUCUUCAACAUGCUGCUCAAGAUCAUCCGCAACGCGGUGGUCGCCGUGCGCCACCUGACUCUGCUCCUGGUCCUCGUCGUCUUUGUGUCCUCCGUGGUGGUCAUGCAGCUGUUCAGCGGGAGUUACAGGGACUGCGUCUGCCGCAUCGCUCAGGACUGCGAGCUGCCACGCUGGCACGCGGCCGACUUCUUCCACUCCUUCAUGCUGGUCUUCCGCAUCCUGUGCGGGGAGUGGAUCGAGACCCUGUGGGACUGCAUGGAGGUGGCCGGGCAGCCCCUGUGCAUCACCGUCUUCAUCACCAUUUUGUUCAUCGGCAACCUGCUGCUUCUGAAUCUCUUUGUCGCCUUGCUGCUGACAUCGUUUAGUGGAGACAACAUGGCUGCCAUUGACAAGGGUGGAGAGAUGAACAACCUGCAGAUCGCCAUUGGCAGGAUCACCAGGAGCAGCAACAAGCAGGGUGUGGUGACUGACUCUUCACACCGCAGCAUGGCGGAGGCAGCAUGCAAACCCGGGGCGGAGGAGCGGGUUGGGAUAGAGGAAGAACCAAAGCAGCGGGACCCUCCAGACUGCUUCAGUGAAGCCUGCUCAAAGCGCUGCCCGUGCCUGAGGGUGGACAUCACUCAGGGCAGUGGGAAGAUGUGGUGGAAGACCAGGAGGUCCUGCUACGCCAUUGUGGAGCACUCAAGCUUUGAAGCCAUCAUCAUUGUAGUGAUCGUGCUCAGCAGCAUAGCUCUGGCCUUUGAGGACAUAAACCUUGAGCAUCGCAGGGUCUUGAAAAUCCUCCUGGAAUAUGCAGAUCAAGUCUUUGCUUAUGUGUUUAUUGUUGAGAUGCUCCUGAAAUGGAUGGGAUAUGGUUUGAAGACCUACUUCACUAACCCUUCGUGCUGGCUGGAAUUCCUCAUUGUGACUGGUUCUGUACCCAGCAUUACUGUUUACAUGUUGGGCCGCACUGGGCUGGGGGCACUGAGGGCGCUGAGACCUCUGAGGCUUCUGUCCAAAUUUGACGGGACGAGGGUGGUGCUGACCACGCUGUGGCGGGCUACCCCACCCAUCUUCAGCGUGCUACUGGUGCUACUCACUUUCUGGCUUGUCUUUGCCAUCUGCGGCAUAAAUCUGUUUGCUGGGAAGUACUACUACUGCUUCAACACCACUGAUGAGGAGCGUUUCCACAUUGAUGAGGUCAACAACAAAUCAGACUGCAUGGAGUUAAUAAUGAUGAACUACACUGAGGUGCGCUGGGUCAACGUAAAGGUCAACUUUGACAGCGUGGCUAAUGGCUACCUCGCCCUACUGCAAGUGGCAACGUUUAAAGGCUGGAUGGAUGUCAUGUACGCAGCUGUGGAUACUCGAAUGGUGGAGGACCAGCCUUUAUAUGAGGAUAAUGUGUACAUGUACCUGUACUUCGUCACCUUCAUCAUCUUCGGGUCCUUCUUCUCCUUCAGUCUCUUCAUUGGUGUCCUUAUCGACAACUACAGUCAGCAAAAGGCAAAGUUUGGGAACAUCUUCAUGACAGAGGGACAGCAGAAACAGAGACCUAAGAAGCAGAAGCCCAUUCCCAGACCUUCGAACCGACUCCAGGGCCGUGCAUUCGACUUGGUCACGAAGCCCGCCUUCGACAUCUUCGUCAUGUUGAUGAUCUGCCUUUACGCGCUGUCCUUGAUGUUGAAGAGGGCUGACCACAGCGCUGAGGUGGAUACCAUCCUGCAGUUUGUCCACCUGGGCUUUGUUUUCUUCUUCAUCGUCGAGUGUCUCCUGAAGAUUUUUGGACUCAGACAGCAUUACUUCACCGUGGGAUGGAAUGUUUUUGAAUUUAUAGUGGUAUUAUUCUUCAUAGUGGAUAUCAUUUUGACAGAAUUCGGACUGCCGCACGUUUCGCUGCCUUUCAUUUUGCGUGCCCUGUCUCUCAUCCGCUACGCGAGAGGAGGCGUCCGAAAUCUGCUGUCUUCUCUGAGGAUGUCACUUCCUGCCCUCUUCAACCUCGGCCUGCUCCUCUUCAUCAUCAUGUUUGUUUACUCCGUCUUCGGCAUGUGGAACUUUGCGUAUGUCGGAAGAAUGGCCGGCAUUGAUGACAUGUUUAACUUUGAGACGUUCGGCAGCAGCAUGCUCUGCAUGUUUCAGAUCACCACUUUGGCUGGCUGGGAUGGGAUUCUCUUCCCUCUCCUGAAUACCCCCCCGGACUGUGACCCAGAUGCAUUCAAUCCUGGCAGUGAUGUCAUGGGGAACUGCGCCAACCCUCCUCUAGGCAUCACAUUCAUGUGCAGCUACAUCAUUAUUUCCAUGCUUAUUGUGGUCAACAUGUUCAUUGCCAUCAUCUUGGAGAGCUUCAGUGUGGCCGCCACAGUGGGCACGGACCACCUGUGUGAGGAGGACAUGGAGAUGUUCUAUGAGACCUGGGAGAGGUUUGACCCUGAAGCCUCCCAGUAUGUAGACUACAGCCAACUCUCAGACCUCUGCGAUAGUCUGCAAGCUCCUCUGAGGAUUCCCAAACCUAACACAGCCAAAUUGAUUGCCAUGGACCUUCCAAUUGCUCCUGGGGACAAGGUCCACUGCCUGGACAUCCUGGUUGCCCUGGCCUCAGAGGUCUUUGGUGACUCAGGGGAGAUGGAUGCCUUGAAGGAGAGCAUGGAGGAGAGCUUCAGGGUGAAAUAUCCAUCCAAGGUCUCGCAGGAGCCCGUCACCACCACACUAAAGCGCAAGCAGGAGGAAGUGGCAGCCGGGGUCAUCCAGAAUGCCUACCGCAAGCACCUGCUGAAGCAGUCUGGCAAACAAGACAAGAGAGAGGGGCCACCUGAGAAAGGCGGCCAGGCUGCUGAGGAAUACCCAGCCAAUAACGGGGUCCAACCUUUAGGAGUGUCCAUGGCUGACCAGCCUCCAGAUGCUAUGGAAAUGCAACCCCUGAUGUCACCUGUAGAGGAUGAACUCCAUGCUGCCCAGGUAUAAGUGGUCUUGCAUUCUGCCCCCUCCUGUGACUCACACUCCUCUGUACCUGGAGGUGAUGCAACAUAGUCUGUUACCUUGGUCGUCCAGUUGGAAGAUUUUUAAUUUUCUUCUCUGAGUUUGCCAUUGUCACCUGAGGUUGGAUUUUAGUGUUUUGACUCCUGCAGUUAAAGGAGAAAGGAGGGGCAGGUCUCCACAGACUCACUCUUUUUGGCACACCCACUAAUUUGUGGUGUAUUUCCACAGGUGAUAUGAUAUAGACAGAUUCAGUUUUCUGAUUCAGUCAAGGGUGCCGAAUCACUCUUAAAUAACAUCUGGGUUGCAUGUUCAAACAUCCUGCACUUUCAUUAAGUCAUUCAAGCAACCGUUCGAGGAAAAUGACAAUUUUCAGCCCAAAUGUGAAUAUACAAUGUAAAUAAAACAAGUCAAACAACUCCACUACACCUUGGUUGAAUUGUUGAACUGAAGUACUGAAUCCAUUUUAUUCUUUUGCGUUAUGUGGCUGAGAAGCUAACUGACAUUGUAAUUGCCUCUUGCAAUGUUUUUUUUCCCCCAAACACAUGCUCCUGUAACUUUUCCAUCAUUCUGAUGAUCUAAUGGAUAUGAUCAUGAUCAUUUUUAAUUAUGGACUAAAAAUGUAUCAUUUGCUUAAAUCUGUCAUUCAGAGUGAAGGCUACGCUGAACUGUCUUUACUUAAUAUAUAAGCCUUUGACUUAAUUUGUAAAGGUUAACACUUUAAAGAUAGAAGACUGUAUUUCACAUUCAAAUACUUAUGGCAAUGCAUGCUGCAUUAAACAUGAUAGCUGACAACUGAAGUAUAUAUGAGACACUUCUUAAAACUUUGUAUUUCUUCUACCAAAUAUACUGCAAACAAAAUUAUUAAAGGACAAGGGUGAUUUUGUUAGAAAGGGAACUACUAAUAAUUUUGUGGUACACAUACACUCAAACUGGCAAAGUAUUUUGCUUCUUGUGUAUUGUACUCCAUACUAUCAUAAAAAAAUUUAAACUAUAAUGUCAUACCUCAUACAGGAUAUUUUGAGCCCUUUUAAUGAACAAAUUGUAUAAAGACUGUUCAUAUUUUGGUACACUGUAAUUUACUCUGAACCUCUCAUAUGAACCUCGGUUAGUGUAUUGCUAGCUGGUCUAACAUGGCUUACCAGUGCUACACUCAGCACAUACUCUGUCAAACAAGAGUUACUAAAGUACUGGUGAGGGAGGGCCCGGUUCAAGAAAAAUGACAAUUUUCUGCCCAAAUGUGAAUAUACAGUGUAAAUAAAACAAGUCAAACAUCUCCACUCCACCUUGAGGUCCUGGUUUCAGAAGUUUCUUCCCUGAACUGCCUACAGCUUUCUGACAGCAUAUUAUGAAUUACUGUUGGAAGCCCAGACUCUAGCAGCUUUGCAGUACAGUUUUAUGAUCAGCACUUGGUAAUGCUAUGCCAGUGCUGACAAUAAUCCAGUUCAGGUAAUGGCGUCUUGAUUCAUUUGUUGAUAUGAAUCAGUGCAAACCUGCUCUUCAGGCUGUAUGCUGUUGGUCAACGGUGAGUGUGGUCAUGUGGGCUACAGAUGGCCUCAUCAAGGUCACUCAUGAAAUGAUUUCAUUUUAAAAGUCUGCUAAACAGCCAGCGUGAACUGUGAUUUAACUUUGCCAUUUUGCAUGGAUUAUGGAAAAUAAUAUUACUGCAUUCAGAUAUCCAUCGUUAUUCAUUAGAGUGAAGCUGAUUUUUUUUUUCUUUGCUCAUGCCGGAAAUGUCUUUGAAGUGGGUGGGCAGCUGGAAUAAUUGUAACACAUGUAACAUCUUUUUCAUGUCUUUGGGUGAAACCAUUGCUGGAGAGGAACAUAUUUUAAAUGACCACGUAGUGAUUUAGUACAUUGAUUUCAUGCAUUGCAUAAACUACAAUAAGAAAACGCAUUCAUUCACAGAUUCAUAUAUUAUCGAUUCAGCUGGGUAGUGUUCCUGUGGCAUGUAAAUG